AUGGGUGGUCAUGAUUAUACAGAAAAUCUCAAGGGGGUUAAUGAUGGAUUGACAGACUUGACCAAGAAUGUCAAUACGCUUAUUCAGGCUAUGAACGCCAACAAGUCUGAAGAAACAGAGAGAAGAAAACAGAAAGUUAUUGAGCAGCGUCAGCAACGUGAAGAAGAAAGAACACAACGUCAGCUAGAGUUAACGGAGAAUAAUACAGCUUUGACAGCCAGCAAUCAUGGUGGUCCUCGUAAUAAUCCACCUCCACCCCCACCUCCGCGACAAAAUAACAUCAACCUCAAGUUUCCUCAAUUCGAUGGAGAUGAUCCUGACGGUUGGCUUUUCAAUGCAGAUCAAUAUUUCGCAGUUCACACAGUAGAUGAUGCUCUUAAAAUUACUAUUGCCUUUGCAAAUUUGAAAGGUGAUGCUAAUGUUUGGUUUAGAUGGAAGCAGUCUAAAGCUGCCAUUGUUACUUGGGCUGAUUUUGGUGCUCAUCUUCGAGCUCGUUUUGCACCAGAGAAAUUUGUGGAUCCUAGACUAGCUAUUAGCAACAUCGAAAAAAAAGGCACAGUGCGUGAGCAUAUUCCUGUGUUUGAGCGUUUAAUGAAUUUAGUGGACUUCACGGAAGAACACUUGAUUCAAUGCUUCAUCCGCUCUCUUAAACCUCAAAUAGGUUCGGCGCUUAGAUUAUUAGAUAUCAUAUCUUUGGAUGAUGCUUUUAAAAAAGCCAUCCAUCAAGAGGAAGCCCUUGCAGCAAAUAAGUCUGUUCCCAGACAGCCUUAUCGUCCUCCUCCCUUCCGGCCUGCUGCAACUGUUCAACCCACUCCUUAUAACAAGUCUUCUUCUCCUCCUGUGUAUCGCCAUUUAUCACUAGCUGAACAACGUGAACGCAGAGAAAAGGGUCUCUGUUUUAAUUGUGAUGAGGUUUACAAGAAAGAUCAUGUUUGUCUGAAUCCCAGACUGACCAUUUUGGAUGUUGAGGAAUAUAUUCGUGAAGGUUCUACCACUACAGAGGAUACUGCUCCUGUUUCCUUUGAAGUUUCUGAAGUAUAUGAAUUUGAUCCUACCAUCUCCUUAAGCUCGCUAUUUGGUUCUUCCUUUCCACGUACCAUGCGCGUUACAGGUCGUAUUAAAUCUCAACCCAUUACUAUUUUGAUUGAUUCAGGAUCUACUCAUAACUUUUUGCAUCCAUCUGUGGCUAAACAAUGUGGAUUUGAAUUUUGUUCUCGAGAUUCUCCUCUAAGUGUUACUGUGGGUGAUGGUGGCAAGUUGAAUACUCGGGGUUCUUGUCCUUCUGUGCCUAUUCAACUCCCUAGUUUCAGGUUUAGUGCUGAUUUCCACUUGCUUGACAUUAGUGGUUGUGAUGCAGUUUUAGGGGUACAAUGGUUACGUACUUUAGGACCUAUUGAAUGGGAUUUUGCAAGAUUAUCAAUGCAAUUUACAGUUAAUGAUGCAUUAACUACUUCAUUGAAGGCAACAUCGGUUAUUGAUCCUCAAGUACAACAAUUAUUAGCUCAGUUUACUAAUACUUUCAAGCAACCAACGGCUCUUCCACCAGAACGUCUUCAUGAUCAUAGAAUUCCAUUGGUUCCUGGUUCUCCACCUGUCAAUGUGAGGCCGUAUCGAUACCCUUACUUCCAGAAAUCAGAAAUUGAAAAGAUUGUUGCUGAAUUACAAUUCUCUGGUUUUAUACGUCCAAGUUCGAGCCCCUAUUCUUCCCCAGUGCUGAUGGUACGUAAGAAAGACGGGUCUUGGCGUAUGUGUGUUGAUUACCGUGCUUUGAAUAAGCUGACAAUCAAGGAUAGAUUUCCAAUCCCUGUUGUUGAUGAUCUGUUAGACGAACUGCAUGGUGCGACUGUGUUUACUAAACUGGAUUUGCGCUCGGGUUAUCAUCAAAUUCGAUUGCAUAAAGCUGAUAUUCCUAAGACAGCUUUUCGAACUCACGAUGGUCACUAUGAGUUCUUGGUUAUGCCAUUCGGUCUUUCCAAUGCUCCAUCCACUUUUCAGAGUUUAAUGAAUGAUUCUUUCAGGGAAUAUUUACGAAAGUUCGUGCUGGUCUUCUUUGAUGACAUUCUGAUUUAUAGCAAGAAUAUGUCUGAUAAUUUGAUUCACUUGUCUCAGGUGUUUGAAGUACUUCGUUAUAAUCAGUUAUUUGUGAAGGAAUCCAAGUGCACCUUUGCUCAGUCCUCCGUGGGUUAUUUGGGACAUGUUAUUUCAGUUGAGGGAGUUUCAGUUGAACAAGAGAAGAUUGAAUGUAUUAUGUCAUGGCCUACACCAACUACCAUCAGAGAUUUACGCGGUUUUUUGGGCUUGGCAGGUUAUUAUCGAAAGUUUGUUAAGGAUUUUGGUAAGAUCAGUGCGCCAUUAACUCAACUACUUAAGAAAGAUGCUUUUCAAUGGCCUAUUGCUUUUCACAGCAAGCCUUUAGCUGAGAAGAACAAGAAUUUAGCAGUUUAUGAUAAGGAGAUGCUAGCUAUUAUUUCUGCAAUUCAAAAAUGGCGCCAUUAUUUGCUUGGGAGGCAUUUCAAAAUAUAUACAGAUCAUAAGAGUCUGAAAUAUUUUUUGGACCAGAAAAUAUCUUCCUUAGAGCAACAGAAAUGGCUAUCUAAACUUUUGGGUUACGAUUAUGAGAUAAUCUUUAGACCAGGAAAAGACAAUGCUGCAGCUGAUGCUCUGUCUCUCCAAUCCAGCUUCCACUACAGUCUUACUGCACCAGUUUUCAGUGGUGUAACAGAAAUAAUGCACGAAUGUCAUAAUGACACUGAAUAUGGAGAGCUUAUUCAACGGUUAGUUGCAGAUCCAACUUAUAAGCGUAAUUAUUCUUACGUAGCUGGUAUAUUACGUUACAAAGGCAGAAUUGUGGUAGUUUCCACUUCUUCGUGGUGUUCAAAAUUUUUGCAGGAGUUUCAUUCAACUCCAAUUGGUGGCCAUUCCGGGUUUUUGCGUACAUAUAAGAGAGUACAGCAUAAUUUUUACUGGAAAGGACUUAAGCAAUCUGUGAAGAAUUUUAUCCUUCAUUUUGAAGUGUGUCAGAGAAACAAAUCUGAGGCUGUUUCUCCUCCAGGUUUUCUUAAUCCAUUACCAAUACCAACUGACAAUACACAGUUAUGUCGCAGUUCAGCUUAUCAUCCUCAGUCGGAUGGACAAACAGAGGUGACAAAUAGAACUUUAGAGUGUUAUUUGAGGUGUUUUGCGGGAAUGAAGCCAACUGAUUGGAGCAAAUGGUUACCUUGGGCUGAGUGGUGGUAUAAUACAAGCUUUCAUUCAGCCAUUCGAAUGUCUCCUUAUCAGGCAUUGUACAGUCGUCCCCCACCUGCAGUUACAGCUUAUUUACCAGUCCAGAAUGAAAAAUAUGCUGAUUCGCACCGUACUGAGCGUUUAUUUUCAGUAGAUGAUUGGGUUUAUUUAAGAUUACAGCCUUAUCGUCAAACAACAGUGUCUCAGCAAUCUUUUUCAAAGCUGUCUCCUAAGUUCUAUGGACCAUUCCGCAUUUUGGAGAAAAUUGGGUCAGUUGCGUACAAACUAGAGCUUCCUGCCUCUAGCCGCAUUCAUCCAGUUGUUCACGUAUCUCAGCUUAAACUAAAGGCGGGAUCAACUACAUCUGUGGAACAAGUGUUACCAGACAUUAUUGAUUAUGAAAAGUUGGAACCUGAUUCGAUUUUGGAUCGUCGCAUGUAUAAGAAAGGCAGUGGUGCAGGCACCAGAUGGUUAAUCAAGUGGAAGAAUCAUGCGCAAGAGGACGCAACUUGGGAAGAUGCUGAUGAUUUCAUCGCUAAGUUUCCAGAAUUUGAGGCUUGA
Papaver somniferum (opium poppy) is the source of this 3786-nucleotide messenger RNA. RefSeq lists its product as uncharacterized. The transcript is spliced from 6 exons. The record is from RefSeq and is a predicted model, not a curated record. NCBI's taxonomy places the organism in Eukaryota, Viridiplantae, Streptophyta, Magnoliopsida, Ranunculales, Papaveraceae. The coding region runs from base 1 to 3786 and encodes 1261 amino acids. Gene Ontology annotation, molecular function: nucleic acid binding.